Oppiella nova is the source of this 1167-nucleotide messenger RNA. NCBI's taxonomy places the organism in Eukaryota, Metazoa, Arthropoda, Arachnida, Sarcoptiformes, Oppiidae. The record is from the annotation of a GenBank genome assembly.
AUGGCAGUGCAAGUGUCCGUCCAGUCGUGCCCAUCGAGCGCCGCACCGGUAUUACACCAAUUGAGCCACAAUUGUCUGGCGGAGGGCGCCGGCGAUGUGCCGAUGAUGGCCACCACCACCAGCGCGAGCGGCAGCACACCAGUGGACAGUCACCACAACCCGCAGCAGCAGCCGAUGCCUGUGCUCCUGCGCGGGUCGAUCGCCCGCUCCAUAUACGAGAGGAUGCAGAGGGAGGAACAGCUCCGGUAUUUCGACAAAUCCAAGUGGUAUUCAAUCGACAGACAACUCAUCACUCGUGAGCUCAACCACACGUUCGCGCCCAUGGAUUACGACUGCGAGACACAGGAGUUCGUCGACUUGUGUUACCAGAAGUCGGACCAGUACUUCACGCAUCUGUUCCACUCGAUCGCGCGCACCAUUCUCUGCCUAUUCAUGUCGAGCACAUCCGUGAACGGCCUGUUAGGCCGGGGCUCGAUGUUUGUGUUCAGCGACAAGCAGUUCCGCGCACUCCUCGGCGACCACCUCCUCAUGACUGAUAGCAAUAUGUAUUCUUCCAGUUCUGAGCCGCUCAUCGAUAUCAUCGGCAGCGACAGCAACGACAGUGUGGACACGAACGCCGGCGCCGACCGCGUGCUCAUCGAUUUGGGCGCCGGCGACGGGAAGAUCACCGAAAUUAUGUCCAAAUACUUCCACAAGACGUACACCACAGAGAUAUCACCCGUAAUGCGCAAAAUACUACUGAAAAAGGGGUUCAAUGUGUUAGAAGUGGAGGAGUGGUGCCAAACGGGCCUCCAGUACGACGUCAUCUCGUGUCUCAAUGUGUUGGACAGGUGUGACAAACCGUUGUCGAUGUUGGCGCACAUGAGGUCCGCGUUGAGGCCUAAGACCGGCCUCAUUGUCUUGGCGCUCGUCUUGCCGUUCAGCCAAUACGUCGAAGUGAAUGACAAUCACCGCGCGGAUCACCGGCCCAGCGAAGUGCUCGCCAUCGAUGGCCACACGUUUGAGGAGCAGUUGGUGUCGUUCGUGGCCAAUGUGUUGGCGCCCAAUGGCCUCCAAGUCGUCAAGUGGUCUAAACUGCCGUACCUUUGCGAGGGCGACCUCGAGCUCACCUACUACUGGCUCUACGACGUGGUACUGGUGCUCAAGGCUGUCGGCGAUGACCAGUAG